This is a messenger RNA of Penicillium bovifimosum, 282 nucleotides long. RefSeq lists its product as uncharacterized. The coding region runs from base 1 to 282 and encodes 93 amino acids. The record is from RefSeq and is a predicted model, not a curated record. NCBI's taxonomy places the organism in Eukaryota, Fungi, Ascomycota, Eurotiomycetes, Eurotiales, Aspergillaceae. The transcript is spliced from 2 exons.
AUGUCGACGCCAGAACAGCCUGCCGAGCCUGUGGUCCGCGAGUGCAACAUCCUGCCUCUCGAAAAUGUCGGUCGAGUCGACCGCAUCCGAAAUUCUCGAUGCCAACUCGGGGUCAUGGAGAGUGAGCUCGAGUACCUGCGAUGUGUCCGCGAUGGACUUGAUGAAGCCAAGGAAAGGGACAGCAUUACGCACGAGGAUUUCCGGUGGGAAAUCCAGCCCCUCUUGAAGUCCUUCCGUUCAUCGUCUGCCACAAUCAGCGGAAUCAUUCUUCCUUUAAAAUAG